Molecule: messenger RNA, 7421 nt
Organism: Pipra filicauda (Wire-tailed manakin)
Lineage: Eukaryota; Metazoa; Chordata; Aves; Passeriformes; Pipridae
Gene: TFCP2L1
Product: transcription factor CP2 like 1
Biological process (GO): regulation of transcription by RNA polymerase II
Cellular component (GO): nucleus
Molecular function (GO): DNA-binding transcription activator activity, RNA polymerase II-specific; RNA polymerase II cis-regulatory region sequence-specific DNA binding
Source: RefSeq, a predicted model, not a curated record
UCGCCGGGCUCCGGAGCCCCGGCCCGGCCAACCCGCGGCCGCCGCGGCUGAGCCAUAAAAGCGGCGGGAGCCGCCGGGGCCGCGGCUCCAGUUGGCGGCAGCCGUGCCCGGCACGCCUGGAGUGGGCAGCGCGGCCGCCCCCUCCGCAGCCCCAGGGACCGCCGCCGGGCCGCCCCCAAGAUGCUGUUUUGGCACACGCAGCCGGAGCACUACAACCAGCACUCGACCGGCAGCUACCUGCGAGAUGUCCUUGCGCUGCCGAUUUUCAAGCAGGAAGAACCGCAGCUGUCUCCUGAGAAUGAUGCCAAACUGCCACCCUUUCAGUACGUCCUCUGCACAGCCACAUCACCUGCCGUGAAACUGCACGAAGAAACCCUGACCUACCUCAACCAAGGUCAGUCUUAUGAAAUCCGUCUACUUGAGAAUAGGAAAUUGGGAGAGUUUCAAGAUUUAAACACAAAAUAUGUAAAGAGCAUAAUUCGUGUAGUUUUCCACGACCGACGCCUGCAGUACACGGAGCACCAGCAGCUCGAGGGCUGGAGGUGGAGUCGGCCCGGGGACCGCAUCCUUGAUAUAGAUAUUCCGCUGUCAGUUGGUAUCUUGGAUCCCAGGGCUAGCCCAACCCAGUUGAACACUGUUGAAUUUCUCUGGGAUCCGUCAAAGAGAGCCUCAGCAUUCAUUCAGGUACAUUGCAUCAGCACAGAAUUUACUCCACGGAAACAUGGAGGAGAGAAGGGGGUGCCCUUCCGGGUGCAAAUCGACACCUUUAAGCAGAAUGAAAAUGGUGAAUACACAGAACACUUGCAUUCUGCAAGCUGCCAGAUCAAAGUGUUCAAGCCUAAAGGAGCAGACAGAAAACAGAAGACUGACAGGGAAAAAAUGGAAAAGAAGACCACCCAAGAGAAGGAGAAGUAUCAGCCUUCCUAUGAGACAACUAUUCUCACAGAGUGCUCUCCCUGGCCAGAUGUGCCUUAUCAAAUGAACAAUGCUCCAUCUCCAAGCUACAACAGUUCUCCCAACAGCUUCAACCUCGGAGAUGGCAACAGUUCUCCAACCCACCAAAUGGAGCUCCUGCCUCCCAGCAAUGAUCAUCUCCUUCCUUCUGCUUCUAUUCAAGAUGCCCAGCAGUGGCUUCAUCGUAAUAGGUUCUCUCCAUUCUGUAGACUCUUCUCAAGUUUUUCGGGUGCCGACUUACUGAAGAUGUCCAAAGAAGAUUUUGUUCAAAUCUGUGGACCUGCUGAUGGAAUUCGGCUCUUUAAUGCAAUUAAAGGAAGAAAUGUAAGGCCCAAGAUGACAAUUUAUGUCUGUCAAGAACCAGAGCAAAACAGGUCCCAUCUCCACCAAAAAAGAGACAAUGGAGAUGGCAGUCUUUGUGUAUAUCAUGCAAUCUUCUUAGAAGAAUUGACCACGCUGGAAUUAAUGGAGAAGAUUGCAAACUUGUACAGCAUUUCUCCACAGCAGAUAAACCGGAUCUAUCGGCAGGGACCCACAGGGAUCCAUGUAUUGGUGAGCAAUGAGAUGGUGCAAAACUUCCAAGAUGAAUCUUGUUUUGUUAUCAGCACAUUAAAAGCUGAAAGCAAUGAUGGCUACCACAUCAUUUUAAAAUGACCGUGCUGCACAGAGAGACUUUAACAGCCUAAAAUUUUAGUGCCUCACUGAGAUUGCUACAACCUAGACUGGAAACAUGAAGAACCUUCUGGAUAAAUGCUCCUGUGAACUAAGAAUUACCAAACAGCUUAAGGAAAAACUUGCUUUUACAGAUAUUCAUUUUUUGUGGUGUGUGAUUUUGGUUUUGCUUUUUUUUUUUUAAGCUGGAGCUGAGAACAUCCUCAAAGCUUGUACAUGUUUCUUCCUCCCUCCCUUCCUCUUCAGUUUUAAAAGUUGUAGAGGUUUCUGCUUAUUACUUAGAAACAUCUACCUUGUACUAAAGGGAAAUGAAAGAUAAACAAAUCCCAAUUCUCUAGAACCCUUAUGGUUGAGCAAAUUGAUUUACUUACUGUUCUGAGUGCUCUCUUGCUUUCAACAUACGCCCUGUUGCUGAUAGAUGUAGACUCCCUGGGGGUCCUCUUUUACUCCUUGAAGUGGAAGGCUUGGGGCUACAUCCCAAACCAGUUUGGGCAAUACAGAGGAUGGAUUUGGUGCCCAGUCUUCAUCCAAAGUCUCAGCUCUGGAAGCCCACACUUAGCUGAUCUCCACCUGCAGAUGUGCUCAAAGUCCAGAGACCCUGGUCCCCCCUGACAGAGCUUCUGUAAUGCCAAUCCAACAGAACAGUUUUUGGGGGUUUCAAAGGAGCACAGACAACCUGAGGCAAGCAGUUCAGUAGCAUACCAUUAUCUUAGAGCAGUCUCCCUGAAUGGAGUCUAUGAAUGUUUUCUGAGGAAAUGCUUUGAACAUUGAAAGUUAUAGUGCUCAUGACAAAUUCAUACUGUGGAUUUAUUCUACUCUACAAGGUAGUGAUUGACUGCUGUCUUUACUGCAACUGGGAAUUAGGUUUUAUAAUCUUAAUGAAUUUUCUUCCUGUUACUUACUCAAGUAAAACUGAGUUUUGAUCAAGUGCAGAUAACAGAUCAUCUUAGUUGCUGCUUCUUAUAUCCUUGCUCUUUCACUCUUGACUCCUGUUUCCAAUACGUUUAACUAUGAUCAACUUCACCCUUCCUUGGUCUUUUGGGAUGCUAUCCAGGCUCCAUUAAGCUAAAACAGUGGCUUCCACUGAUGUCAGAGGCAAACUGGAUCACACCUUUCUUGCAUGGAUGAAGCCAUUUCAUUUUUGAUAGCUACGUAAUAAGGCUGUUUCCCAAACUGAAUGUCUAUAUAGCAUCAAAAUCUGAUUCUUGAAUAUUUAAUUUCAUUCUGAAUUGACAUGGAAAGCUGAAAUACCAAACAUUUUCCUGGAAUGGAAAUUUUUCAAAAAAUGAGAAAUUGUCAGCUGGAAAACACUGAAUAAAAUGUUCCAGCCUUUUGAAAUGGAAACAUUUAAUUAAAUCCAUUUGGCCCUUAAAGCAGCAUCAGUUUGAGCUACUGUUGCAGCCCUCAGAAAUUCUCAUUCAAGUGUUUUGCGCACUGUGUCCGCCUUGGGGAUGAGCUCUUUGGCUGAAUUACAGAUCCCAUGAUGCUCUUACCAUGGGUUAGUCAAACACGGAAUGCGUCAUGAAGGCUGGAGAGGUGCCCAGGGAAAGAGGGGACCAUGGAACCCUUGAAUUAUAGCUCCCAACUGACACUAGAGGAAUUCGGACAGACGUGAACUGAUAUUUUUCUGACAAAAAUUAUGUGUUUCAAGUUUUCCCAACAGAAAUAAACAGCAAAAUAUUGAGAAAAGCAACCUUUUUUUCAUUAAAAGCAACAAGUUUUGCGCAAAAACCCCACCCAUCCCCACUGAUUUUUUCUUUUUUUUUUUUUUUUUUCACCGAAAAUAAUACUAGAAUAGAAAAGUCGUGUUACAAUGGGAAAACCUUCAGCCAACUCAGCUAAUUGAGUAACAGUGCCUACUUAGGCACGAUCUUGCUAAACUGGCUGUUCUGCAUGCUCCGUGAAUUGUAGUGUUUCUCCAAAAACUAUACCUAGGCUCUGGGAAUGGUGAUUCUUCCCUCUGAAGUAAAGGAAUCGAAGCUUCUUGGUUGAGGACCAGGUUGUGUAGGUGAGGAGGAGCUCCUGCCAUGGACACUGGGGCUUCCAGGUGGUGGCCACACAGUUACAACUGCCUUCCAAAACAGUGAAUAAAUUCCAGAUGUUUUUGUGAGUAUACAGGACCAAUGUGCUCCCGUGUAGCGGGGGCUGUUUGGUUUAUGUUGUAGAAAGUGCUACUGAAGAUGUGUUUGCUGUGCUUUUUCAUCCUGUUCUGUAAUAUUGGCCCAAUACAGGCUAUGGCUGUUAUUGGCAUGUAACUCAGGUGAAUCUGACCUCAUGAGAACUCUUUAAAAUACACCUUGAAGUUGCCAGGAGUGCAGUCUGUAUCAUAUCCACUUAAGUGGGGUAGCUCUGUAAUUGAGGGAACACAGCAAUACUGAAACACAGCAGAGUGAAGAAAGGAUAGAGGUAGCUUUGCUCCCAGAGUUAGAAACUGAGAUCUCUUUGCUUAUUUUAAAAAGUCUGACCUCUUGAUUCUUUUAAAAAAAACUCUUUCCCUAAGGAAUUAUAUGCAAAAGCCCUCAUAGUGUUUCAUUAGCACUUGCUUGAUCAAUUUUGAACAAAAAUAAGUCUGUUAGGGCCUUGCUGUAUUUAGAUUUUUAAAAAUAAAAUUUUAUACUGAUAUGAGGGUGAAUUCGACAAUAUAUCUUGCUUUUCUUUCUAUGCUCUAAGAAGGUAUAACAGAGCAAACAGUCCCAUAGAUUAUAAACACUGUCCUACUGGGUGGGCUCUACUGUUUUAUCUGUGUUAGCCUCUUGUUAAGCUGCAUAGCUUUAAUGUGUGUGUAAUAUCUACAUGCCCUUGACAGGGUAGUUCUAGUCCUUGUUGAACCUCUGUAGUCACAGCAGAAAUUUGGAGGUUUGUGGUCAAGUAACAUACACACCCAUGAAGACAUAGCACAGCUGUUUUGGUGUCUAGGAGGAUGUUGAAUUACUACAACUUAGAAUUGUAGAAUAUCUUGAGUUGAAAGGGACCCAUAAGCAUCAUAGAGUCCAAUGCUCUACUCCUUACAGGAGUACCCAAAACUAAACCGGAUGUUUAAGAGUGUCAUCCAGAGCAUACUUGCUUCUUGGACUCUGGCAGGCUUUGUACCAUGAUCAAGGGCAAGAAAAGUCCCUGGGGAGACUGUUCCAGUGACUGACCACCCUCUCAGGGAAGAACUUUUCUCCAGUGUCCAAUCUGAACUCCAGCUUCAUUCCAUUCCCUCACAUCCUAUUGCUGGUCCUGAUAGAAUAGAUCAGGAUCUCCCCCUUCACUGCCCCCUUGAGGAAGGUGCAGAAUGUGUUGUAUCUCUGGGUGUCAGGAAAACAUGUUGCACCCUUUGCCCUUUUUCCAUGAUGCUGCGUAACCAGCUGGUUGUUUUACAGGGGCAAACUGGCCACUCGUGGCUGAGGGGUUGGUGCACGUGGUCAGGGCAAUGUUGAUGUGAGACUGGACUGCUGAGGAACCUUCCCCUCUGCUUCCCAAAAUCAUAAAAACAAACUCUUGCCCCGUUGAAACUGAGUUUGUCCAUGCAGGAACCACGCAAAGCCUUCAGGAUUUAUUUUAGUGGCUUAUGUGAGGAAUGAGAGAGAGAGAGAGACUUGUCUCACCUGUGGAAGUGCCAGGUGAGACCCUCCCUGUGGCUGCAGAGGGUCUGCUGCCCCUGGACGAACUCCUUUGAAUUGUUUGUGGAUGUGACAAGCUCCAGAAGGAAACUUUUGUUUCCUCAAGACUGAUGGAAGCCCAAAUGAUUAGUCUGGGAUAGACACCUAAAUUCUAGAUAGGUUAAAGGCAAGGGAGGUGAGUAGCUCCCACUCAUCUAAACAUCCGAAAGAGUUCUGCAUUUACUUUGCUCCUAAGUGUCUGUUACACUUAUUUUUGCUUUAUUUUGUUGUUGUUGCUCCUAUUUCUUUUUUAAAAAGCAACAAAUGAAACUUGCUCAAAGUGGUUUAAAUGAGACUUUUUUCAGCUAUACGUGAAAUUUGUACAGCAGACCUUUAUAUGGACUGGGUCUUAGGAUAACAGUGAAUGAUAUGGUUUCCCAAACUGUCCAGCUCUUCAGUUGUAUUUAUGAUGACAGCCACUAUGAGUAGAAGUGGGUUUACUGGGAAUGAAAAGGCAGAAUCAUCAUGUGAUUUAUACCAAUACUGCAGCCAGUACUACAAAGUAUAAACCCAUGUUCUCAUCAGAUCUGUAUUGUCUGUUCAAAACGAUUUCAUGAAUUGUGGCAUUUUCUCUAUCAACUGAGUAAAUUGAUACAGAUCAGGCAGUAUGACUCUGGUGAUGUCCUGAGAACUCAGAAAUGCCCAUGAUACACAACUGAAGGGGCAAAUAAUCUGGUGAUAAAAAUUUGGCCAUCUGACGGAGGUGUCAGGACUGGUGCUAUUAAAAUGAAAGCUGUUCUUUCAGCUGGCCCUGCAUGGUUAAUUGGCUAAAAUAAUCAUUCAAUCUGGAAAACACUGCAGUUCUUAUUGUCUUAGUGUGAAAUUUAACGGGCUGAAGUUUCAAGGCUUGGAUGUGGUAAAAGGAUUCUUGCAGUGGAGAAGCCCUGAAUGGCACUCUCCUUAUAAUGUAACAUAUACAUAUAUAUGCAUAUAUAUAUAUCCACAUACCUACUGUACUGUAUCAACACAUAUUUGUGCUGAGUACAUGUGUUCUUUGGCUUUAACUGGUACUCUGCUUUGUUUAACUGCAGUUCAAUGUAAGAGACUGGUUGACCAAGCUUCCAAACCCAGCCAUUCCUUGGGUAGAAGUGUAAAAGUCCGUAAUAGCGACUCUAGGUGAUUUGGACACAGUACACUUGGAGUGAUGUAAAUUUGGUGAAUUUCUGCAAUAUAAAUCCCAGGCCUUGGUGAAGAAGAGCAUAUUGUUGCACUAACACUGCAGUUCUAUAUUGCAGCUUCUGAAAAUUAGUUAGAAUAACAGAGAAAUAGAUUGCCCAACGCUUUGUGAACUAGUAAGGCUACUCCCUAAGCACAACAACCAUACGAUGACUUUUCCUAGCUCGAUGUUGUAUUGCUUAAGCAUUGGCUGUAAUUCUAACAAUCAUCUGGUGGGUGACUGGGACAGGUUUUUUUGUCUGUAUCUGUUUUGGGCUUUUUUGACUUCUCAAAGAAAUGCUUAUAUUCAGACUGUAGCUUCUCUUUCUCCUCCAGUUAUGAAAUGGUUUAACUUUAUGGUACUAAUAGAAAUAUUUUCAUAAGAUUAUAAUCUGUUUGACAGCACAGGGUACUCAGAGUGGGGAGUGUUUGGCUUUGAUCAUCACUACCGUGGGUGAAUAUGAGAAGGCAGACUGUAUCUGACAUCCUUGCUUCUCUCUAACAAAUGGGUUAAGCUAGUGCCUAAAUUUUUUUUGCAUUUUUGAUUUAUACCUUUUUUUGUUUUUUUUUUUGCCAUUCCCUCAAAAUUCUGCUCCCUGGCGAGUAGAUGGUGUAUUCAACUUCUUUAAGUAGCCUGGUGGUGUCCCAGUUUGCUUGGAGUGAGUGUUUAUCUUUCAAAGGGCCGGGGAGUUACCUCUCUUCACUGACAGUGCAGCCGUUCGAGGCAGGCGAUGCUGAUGACCACAAAGUUGGCAUGACGGGCAAGGGCGAGUGGAGGUGGGUCGAUGGGAGGCUGAGGCGUUACCAGUUGUGAGUAAAUACUGCCACACUCUUUGUCUUUUUUGUUUUGUUUUUGGGUUUUUUUGUACAUGAAUUAAAAAAAAAAAAAAGAAAAAAGCAUAUUUUGCACUGGCUCUUGUACUGUUGUGCAGAAGAAAUCUGUAUCUAGAAUCUGUGCUCCAGUCAAAAUGCAAAUAAAUCUGUUUGUAAGAAGCA